CUUCACUCAUUCCUAAUAAUGCCUUUGACGUGCCGGUUUUACGAGCAGCCCUUCCCCGAAGUGGACGACGUUGUGGUUGUGAAUGUGCGCUCGAUCGCCGAGAUGGGUGCGUACGUCAACCUCCUCGAGUACAACAACAUUGAGGGCAUGAUCCUCUUGAGCGAGCUCUCUCGGCGGCGCAUCCGCUCGGUCAACAAGCUCAAGCUCAUCCGCGUCGGCAAGAGCGAGUGUGUCGUCGUUCUCCGUGUCGACCGCGACAACAGCUAUAUUGACUUGUCCAAGCGCCGCGUGUCUGCUGAGGAAAUCCGCAAGGCGGAGGAAAAGUUCAACAAGGCAAAAACGGUCAACAACUUGCUCCGAUAUGUCGCAGAGGUCCAAAAGAUCGACCUCGAGGAGCUGUACAAACAAACCGCCUGGGAGCUCGACAAGCGAUUCGGCGGCCCCGGCUCGUGCUACGAGGCCUUCAAACUUGCCAUUUCGGACCCCGAUCUCAUUUUCAAGGACCUUCAGAUCGACCCCAAGACUCGCGAGAUCCUGCUCGCCAACAUUCGCCGAAAACUCGCUCCCCAGCAAAUGCGCAUCCGCGCCGACAUUGAGGUUGCGUGCUACGCGUACGAGGGCAUUGACGCCGUCAAGAACGCCCUGCGCGCUGGUCUUGCCGUUUCGACAGAGCAACAGCCCGUCAAGAUCAACUUGAUUGCACCCCCGUUGUAUGUCAUGACCACCACCUCGCUUGACCGCGAGAAGGGUAUCAAGGCGCUUUCCAACGCCAUUGAAGCUAUUCGAGAAAGCAUCACCGCCUCAAAGGGCGUACUUCACGUCCAAAACGAGCCCCGUGCCGUCACCGAGACAGACGACAAGCAACUUGCUGAGCUCAUGGAGGAUUACGCACGACGACAGACCGAGCGACCAGGCGACGACGACUCCAGCGGCUCCGAAGACGAAGAGGACGACGAGGAUGUUCCGAUUGGCGAAGAAGAGGCCAGCGGCGACCUCGACGCUGAAGAGGACUCGCUCGAUGCUUAAGACCUGACGAUAACGCCUUGUGUGCACUGGGAGGACUGGCAAGCGUCCGCUCCACUAUCCAGUGUUGUGUCUGUGUAAUGUGUAUCGUGAUCGUUGGCAUUGAAUGUUCUUGAUCAGCUCCAAGGCUGUGUUACUUGAAUAACUUUUUUUUCCCACCCCAUUCGCAGCCAGAUUCAAUGUUGAUUCGAAGAAAUACCCAAAAUAGCUUGUUAUGAAAAC
Capsaspora owczarzaki ATCC 30864 is the source of this 1245-nucleotide messenger RNA. RefSeq names its product eukaryotic translation initiation factor 2 alpha subunit. NCBI's taxonomy places the organism in Eukaryota, Filasterea, Ministeriida, Capsasporidae. Bases 19 to 1026 code for a protein of 335 amino acids. The record is from RefSeq and is a predicted model, not a curated record. Gene Ontology annotation, molecular function: ribosome binding; translation initiation factor activity; RNA binding. Gene Ontology annotation, cellular component: eukaryotic 48S preinitiation complex; eukaryotic translation initiation factor 2B complex; multi-eIF complex. The transcript is spliced from 6 exons.